AUGGAUCAUUUGCAUCCAAGGGAGAAAGCUGGCGGCGGAGACUCCUUGCAAGAUUUCUCAAGGGAAGUGUCCCGCCGCGCGCGUGGCUUCAUCCGCUCGGAAAUUCUAGGCACCCGAAGCAUCGGUAGGUUUCGAGGCUACACUAGCGAAUCCGACUCCUCGGACGGCCAGAUUGAUAAGUCUGGUGUCGGGUCGGUCAAGUUGACGGGUAGCCGACGCAAAAAUCUGGGAAGCGCAUCAAAACCUGGCCAGCCCCAGCCUCCGUCAUUGCCAUUAUCUAGCAGUUCAAAGCGCAGCCACAAUAAACUUGGUAAAGUUGACGAUGUGUCUGACAGAUCUCCUUCGACUACCGCGCCGACCGUGAGCGCUCAAAAAGUUGGCCACUCGAUUCUGGUCAAACGAGAAGACCAGUUGAAUGUGCCACUAAAUACUACCCAUGGUCUGUCCAUAGGUACGAGCGUCCUGGAAUCCAUUGACCUGGAUGACAUGAUCUCGCGGCUCUUGGAUGCGGGCAUUUCUCACAAACCCACCAAGAACGUCUGUCUUGAGAAUGCAGAGAUUAAUGCCCUCUGCUUGGCAUCUCAAGAACUUUUGCUUUCACAACCUACUUUGUUAGAGCUCUCGUCCCCUUUAAAAAUUGUCGGCGACCUGCAUGGACAGUACAUUGACCUGAUUCGACUGUUUGGGAUGUGUGGGUUCCCACCUGCCUCGAAUUAUCUUUUCCUCGGGAAUUAUGUCAACCAGGGGAAGCAGAGUCUAGAGACGAUUCUUCUACUGCUGUGUUAUAAGCUCAAGUACCCCGAGAACUUCUUCCUGCUCCGAGGCAACCAUGAGUGUGCUAAUUCUCCGCGAAUGUGUGGCUUCUAUGGAGAGUGUAAGCGACGCUGCAACUUGGAGAUUUGGAAUACGUUCAUCAAUACUUUUAACUGCCUUCCAAUCGCUUCCAUUGUCGCUGAAAAGAUUUUCUGCGUCCACGGCGGGCUUUCCCCCGGCCUCUCACACAUAGACGAUAUUCGAAGAAUUGCCCGUCCCACCGACGUUCCUGACGAUGGUCUAUUGGACGACCUCUUACGGAGUGAUCCUGAUGAUAAGGAUGAGGCUUGGUCACCGAACGAACGAGGCAUGAGUGGAAUUUUUGGCAAGAAGGUCACAAUGAACUUUUUGCAGCGCCAUGAUUUCGACUUGAUAUGCCGUGGGCACAUGGUGGUUGAGAACGGCUUUGAGUUCUCUCAGGACAGAAUGUUGGUGACUUUGUUCUCCGCACCUUGCUAUCGCGGUGAUUUCGACAACUUGGGUGCCAUCAUGUCGGUCUCGGAUGACUUUCUCUGCAAUUUUGAGAUACUGAAACCUCUGAACUCGACUAUCCUGAAACGUCAACGUCGACUUAAGAGGGAUGAAAAAAAAGAGAGAUGGCAAAUUGAAUAG
This is a messenger RNA of Penicillium pulvis, 1425 nucleotides long. RefSeq lists its product as uncharacterized. Bases 1 to 1425 code for a protein of 474 amino acids. The transcript has a single exon. Gene Ontology annotation, molecular function: protein serine/threonine phosphatase activity. Gene Ontology annotation, cellular component: nucleus; cytoplasm. Lineage: Eukaryota; Fungi; Ascomycota; Eurotiomycetes; Eurotiales; Aspergillaceae. The record is from RefSeq and is a predicted model, not a curated record.